AUGGAAGAGAAGAAGAAACAAGAGGAAAGGCGGAAAAGAGAGAUGGAAGAGAAGAAGAAAAAGGAGGAGGAGGAGAAGCAUAAAAAGAGAGAUGCUGAAGAGAAAAAGAAGAAAGACGAGGAGGAGAAACUGAAGAGAUUUGGCUUCAAGGAGAAGAGUGAACCAGCCAAACAAAACGGAGCUUUCAUUACAAAUAAAUUUAAGAAGACAGAAAAGAUUUCAAGGGACAACGUUCCGUCCACCAAAGCGGACGACGUGGAGAAACAGGAGGCUGAGCGGAAGCUGCAGGAGCUGAAGCAGCGGCGAAACAACACGGAGAGCGAGGAGUUCGAGAAGAUGAAGCAGAAGCAGCAGGAUGCCGAGGCGGAGCUGGAGGAGCUGAAGAGGAAGAGGGAGGAGAGGAGGAAGAUCCUGGAGGAGGAGGAGAGGCAAAGGAAGAAGGAGCAAGAGGAGAAGAAGGCCAAAGAGCAGGAGGAAAGAAAAAGGAUGAAGGAGGAGAUCGAGAAAAGAAGGGCGGAGGCUGCAGAGAAGAAGAAGCAGAAGGAGGAGGAGGUGUCCACAAAACCUGCUUUUACAAUCAGUCCCAAAGGCUCCUCCAAGAUUGGAGAAAAGGCAGAAUUUCUGAGCAAAUCGGCCCAGAAGAGCUCCGCAGCCAGAGUGUCACAUACUCCAAUUGUGGCCAAGGUUGGCAACAGAUUAGAGCAGUACACUUCUGCCAUCCAGGGAAACAAAGAAGUAAAAUCCCCCAAAUCACCUUUAGCAGAUAUUCCUACAGGAGGGACACGCAACAUCAAGAGCAUGUGGGAGAAAGGCAACUUCCCCAGCACUUCUGAAAGUCCAGCUCCUGCAAACAAGGAUGUGGUUGGGGUUAAAGGGAGUGUGGCGGGACGCGUGAACAGCUGGAUGGGAAAACCUGCAGAAGCAGAGAAGACGGCAGCGCCACCUCCUGCAGCAGCAGAAACAACACCGCCUCCAGCUGCAAAACCAGCA
Messenger RNA from Austrofundulus limnaeus, 990 nucleotides. RefSeq names its product caldesmon, smooth muscle. Gene Ontology annotation, cellular component: actin cytoskeleton. Lineage: Eukaryota; Metazoa; Chordata; Actinopteri; Cyprinodontiformes; Rivulidae. Gene Ontology annotation, molecular function: actin binding; myosin binding. The record is from RefSeq and is a predicted model, not a curated record. Gene Ontology annotation, biological process: angiogenesis; actin filament bundle assembly.